AUGCCGCAGCGGGUAUCCCCAUGCUCCAAAUCCCUUGCCCCGUGGCUCGCAGCGUCGACGGCCAUUGCGCUCGCCCUGACCUCCCGCUCCGCCGUCCGUGGCGAAGCCAUCAGCGACGCGAUCGGGACACCACGCGGACAACGAUCGACAGCGACGUUGACGCACAGUCAUCCGGCGUUCGGCGGACCGCAACGUGUCACAGAUGUCGACCGAACGCGUCGCGCCAGUGCUCGUCAGUUGGAACCCGAUCUGUCGGACGUCGCGCGGCUCGAAGAGUUCUUUGGCACGGCCAUGGAGAUGAACUUCCACGUCUUGACCAACACGUACGCCCGUGCCGCGUGCGACAAAGUGCCGUGGGCUGGUCACUACUGGCCGACGUACGAGGACGGGAUCAACGCGGUCUGGCGAGCCAACGAGCUGUCUCCGGCGGAAAAGUACGCGGCGGCUUUCCACCUGCCCGUCGACGCGUUCCUCGCACAGCUCUCACAGAGCAGUGGCGUACUGUCCGAGACGUCGUCGGCUGGGGCUUCUGCUGCUUCGUGUCGUACGGACGCCGACUGCACCGCGUUGCAAGACAAUGACGACGACGACGAUGACGACGACGACGGCGACCGUCGCUGCGGUCUCCAUGGCAAUGCCACCAGCGGCUCGUGCAUUCCCACGUGGCACGGCCUCUGUCACGCCCGUGCGGCCGCAGCCAUACUCGAAGACGAGCCGCAGUGCGCCGUCGACAAGAACAACGUGACGUUCCACGCAGUGGACAUCAAAGCGCUGCUCACGCAGCUCUACGACGGCGCAGAAGUCCAAGUCGUGUUCACUGGCACGCGAUUCAAUGGCCCGGAUGGCUCCGGCCCCGAGCUCGAUCGCUACGGCCGCUACACGAACGCCGCGCAGAAGGACGUGAACCCCGCGAUCUUCCACGUUGCAAUGGCCAAUAUCGUCGGCAAGCACCGCCAGUCGUUCAUUGUCGACGUGAGCACCAACGCAGCCGUGUCGAACGAACCCGUGCAGGGCUACGAGCUCCUCGAAGCGUCGAUUGUCGAUGCCACGACGCUGUCGCGCGAGCACUUUGACUCGGACACGUAUCCGUUCAAUCCAGCAGCGACGUUCGUGGCCAAGUGCACGACGCGACUCCUAUGGACAGCCGAGUCCAUGGAAGACGACGACGCGAUGGCGGCCGCGGGACGGAUCGACGCGUACACGGUGCACGAGGACUACGAGUACUGCCUCGAGCUCGAUGAGGACUACACCAUCAUUGGAGGCGAGUGGCUCGGGGCGAGUCGGAAGAACCAUCCAGACUUUCUGUGGAUCCCCGCGGGUAAGCCACGACACGAUACUGUCACGGACACGGGCAUCUCGUACGCAAAUGUGCUGGAGCUGGUGCGAGCGUCGCGUCAAUGCUCGAAAGCGACGAAGAGCGAGGAAGCUGCCAUGCCGCCGAUGGCCGCGAUGCCGGAUUCAGAGUACCACAUGUCGUCGUUUGACAGCAGGAAGCGUCCGGAUAAAGUAUUCCACAGUCAGACCAAACCGCUUGUUUCCCAGACACCGGAGACACACGACCAGUGGACGCACGAGCCCAAGAAGCACGAGCAGCGGACGGACUCGUCCGAGACGGGAUCGCACGGAGCGCACCAGCAGUGGACGCACGAGCCCAAGAAGCACGAGCAGCGGACGGACCCGUCCGAGACGGGAUCGCACGGAGCGCACCAGCAGUGGACGCACGAACCCAAGAAGCGCGAGCAGCGGACGGACUCGUCCGAGACGGGAUCACACGGAGCGUACGACCAGUGGACGGGUUCUGCUUCCUCCCAAUCUCCGCAUGUUACUGACUCAGCCAAACACUGGAACCAGUCACUGCAUCAGCACACUUCGGCGCUGUUGCAGUGGGUUCGGCGUCUUGGGGACAUUGCGCUCUGGUGGUGA
Molecule: messenger RNA, 1923 nt
Organism: Hyaloperonospora brassicae
Lineage: Eukaryota; Oomycota; Peronosporomycetes; Peronosporales; Peronosporaceae
Source: the annotation of a GenBank genome assembly